CUAUUUCGUCAACCCUACAGAUGACGAAAGGGUGAAAGUUUAGCAAGCUUUGUUUGGCUGUAAAACACCGUGGAUUGUUACUGAAUUAUACAUUUUAAUUUGCCCACAGUUUCGUAGGACAUUUGAUCAUUAUAUAAAAGAAAAAUAGACACGUGUUUGGGGUAAAUUGAUUCGUACUAAAUUAAACAAGACAGUGAUAAUCGUGCGUGGGUUACACUGAGUCAUACAGUAAUUUUCUUUUUCGUUUUGGUGCACCAAUUUCGACAUCAUCAAAAAAGCCAGCCACGAUGGCGAAAGUGAUCACGCAGGAAACAUUCGAUGAUGUGGUGAAGGAAAAUAUUGUCGAAUUUUCGAUGUCCAUCGAGGAAGCUAGAGAGGAAACGAUAAAGCAAUUUGAGGCCCAAGGUAUCCAUCUGGGCAAUAUUAUCAAAGAUCUUAACGUUAAUCCCGACACGGGUGUGCCUUUGUUGAAUGAAAGUGUAGCAGAACUGAAAAGACUGUCCGAAAUGAAGGAUUCCGAUCCGCAAACGUUUUUUCAACAUCUCGCCGUGAUCACCGAUGAAUGCAAACUGAGCGUUCCCCAUCGUGUGCUAGCAGCCAAACUAGGUGCUUACGAGUUCAUAGUAAAACGACUGAACAGUGACGAUAAGUUGAAUGAUGAUGUUUUGCUCAAGCUACUCACUGCCGCCAACGCAAUUAUCAACAAGCAACCGGAUGUGUUCAGCCACGAAUCGUUGGCCGUUGCAUUGAAGACACUGAAAGCUUCCCCUGACGCGAAAGUUGCGUGUGAGGUGAUGAAGUGGCUACAAAAAGCGUGCAUACUUCAUGAAAUGAACCGCCAACUGAUCAUGGAAGAAAAUCAAACAAUUCCAACGCUUAAACCGUUCCUUUCCCGAACCGAACCAGACGUGAUCCGUAACACGUGCACACUUUUCCGUUUCUUGAUUCUGGAUGACGAUAUUCGGGUGGAGUUUGGCAAGGCACACGAACACGCCCGGCAGCUUGCUGGCGAAACACUCACGGAAAUAACGCAGUUACUUACCAAGUGCAAAUCUGACCCCGAGCUAAUCAGUGAUUUGAUGUUAACUAUCGCCUCCCUAACGGUGCGUAAUGAAUUCUGCCAAACGGUAGAGGAAGCCGAUGGUCUACAGUUCAUUCUUGAUGCAAUGGUUGAGUUUCCCGACUCAAUUAAAAUCAUUCGGGAAGCGUGCAAGUUGCUUAAAGCCCUCGCCGGAAAUGACACGGUAAAGCAGCACAUAAUCCAGUGCGGAGCGGCCCCAUUGCUAGAAUCCGCCCUUAACCGCCACAAAGAUAAUGAAACGUUUGCACGCCACGCGUUAGCAUGCAUCUCGACCCUGGCUUUGCGAGAGCCAAACAAUAGUAAGGCGCUGUUUGAGACAGGCAUUUCCGAGACUAUUAUUCAGACGAUGAAAAUCCAUCCGACGAGCAAGAUAGUUCAGCGCAAUGGAGCAUGGGCUGUGCGCAAUAUGGUGUCGAGGUCCCGCGAUCAGUGUGACACGUUCGUGGCACAGGGCAUCGAAGAUGUACUUAAUCAAGCACUGAUCGAUCAUCCCAGCAUCAUGCACGAUGUGAAAUCAGCCCUUAGGGAUCUGGGUUGUAAGGUGCAGCUGAACGAAGAGUGGAAAGCCACCUCGGAGAUUCAGAUCAAAAAUGACUAAAUUGGUCUGGUUGAAUUGCUUGAUCCAAUCGACAAUGCUUAUCAUUCAUUAUAUACGCCGUACUAUGUAACUGCGCAUUCUAAUCAUCCGCACCGCAUCGUUGAAGCUUUGUACUGCCACUGAAAAAGUAAUUUUUACUGAUGUACGACACUGAAUUGGGGACUAAAUUUUAUUUACCUACCUAAUUUAACCAUUCGAAUAAUAAUACAUUGCCUUUUUCGGUUUACUAAA
Anopheles funestus (African malaria mosquito) is the source of this 1910-nucleotide messenger RNA. Its product is annotated as armadillo repeat-containing protein 6 homolog. The transcript has 4 exons. Gene Ontology annotation, molecular function: protein binding. The record is from RefSeq and is a predicted model, not a curated record. Gene Ontology annotation, biological process: hematopoietic progenitor cell differentiation. Lineage: Eukaryota; Metazoa; Arthropoda; Insecta; Diptera; Culicidae. The coding region runs from base 288 to 1679 and encodes 463 amino acids.